Messenger RNA from Penicillium vulpinum, 1302 nucleotides. RefSeq names its product enolase. Bases 1 to 1302 code for a protein of 433 amino acids. The transcript is spliced from 5 exons. NCBI's taxonomy places the organism in Eukaryota, Fungi, Ascomycota, Eurotiomycetes, Eurotiales, Aspergillaceae. Gene Ontology annotation, molecular function: magnesium ion binding; phosphopyruvate hydratase activity. The record is from RefSeq and is a predicted model, not a curated record. Gene Ontology annotation, biological process: glycolytic process. Gene Ontology annotation, cellular component: phosphopyruvate hydratase complex.
AUGAUGAUCAGGUCGGUCCAAGCUGCUCCGCGCUUGGAUUCGCGGGGAUACCCAACUGUUCAAGUUGAUCUCACUACAGAUAGAGGUGUCUUUCGAGCUAUCGUUCCUUCUGGUGCAUCCACAGGUGCGAAUGAAGCCAUUGAGCUGCGAGAUGGAGGUGUUUCUGCAUAUGGCGGCAAGGACGUCCAGAAAGCUAUUUCGAACGUCAGACUGGUCAUUGGUCCUGCUCUAGUAGAUAGUGGGCUUAAGGUUGAUACCGAACAGAAAAUGAUUGAUUCUCUUCUUAAGAAUCUGGAUGGUACGAAAAACAAGGCGAAGCUUGGGGCGAACGCCAUCUUGGGCGUUAGUAUGGCAUGUGCCAGAGCAGGUGCAGCCCAUUCAGGGAUACCGCUGUACGAGUUUCUGCAACGUGAGUCUGGAGCAAAAAGACCAUUCGUGAUGCCAGUGCCGUUCUUCAACGUCCUGAAUGGAGGUGUGCAUUCGGGUAACAAGAUGGCUUUCCAAGAAACUAUGAUUGCUCCUGUUGGAGCGUCCUCUUUCACGGAAGCAGUAAAAAUGGGUAGCGAAGUUUACCAGCAGCUGAAGAAGAUCAUCAUUGAGAAGUUUGGACCAUCUGCUAUCGGUAUUGGAGAUGAAGGGGGAUUUGCACCACCGAUUUCCCAGCCUCAUGAGGCAUUAGACCUUCUGGUUGAAGCCGUCUCUCUUGCUAGAUAUAGCGGCAGAAUUAAAUUCGCCAUUGACCCUGCAUCAAGCGAAUUCUUCAGGGACGGAAACUACGAUAUUGGGCUUAAAGACGACAAACCGAACUUGCACAGCUCAGAGCAGCUUACAGAGCUGUAUCGCUCAUUGCUGCAAAAUUAUCCCAUCGUUCUACUGGAGGAUCCGUUUGCCGAAGCUGAUUGGGACAGUUGGACCAAAUUCAACAAAGAAUGUCCAGUCGAACUGGUUGGGGAUGAUUUACUGGUCACGAAUAUGAAAUAUGUGCAGAAGGCAAAUGAUAAGAAAGCGUGUAAUUCUAUGCUGCUCAAAAUCAACCAAAUAGGCACCAUAUCGGAAGCGAUUGAGGCGGCGAACUUGGCCUAUAGUUUUGACUGGAGUGUUUUCGUAUCCCACCGAUCUGGUGAGACGACCGAUGACUUCAUUGCAGAUUUGGCAGUGGGCUUGAGGACGGGCCAUCUUAAAUCUGGGGCACCUUGCCGGGGUGAGAGAGUUGCCAAGUAUAACCGGCUCAUGGAUAUCGAGGACCUUUUGGGCGAAAAAUGCCUUUAUGCCGGUUCCCAAUUCAGGGUAGCAUACAAGUAG